Molecule: messenger RNA, 2685 nt
Organism: Fusarium subglutinans
Lineage: Eukaryota; Fungi; Ascomycota; Sordariomycetes; Hypocreales; Nectriaceae
Product: glycoside hydrolase family 2
Exons: 1
Coding region: 1-2685 (894 amino acids)
Biological process (GO): carbohydrate metabolic process
Molecular function (GO): hydrolase activity, hydrolyzing O-glycosyl compounds
Source: RefSeq, a predicted model, not a curated record
AUGAUCGCAUUGCCCUUCCUCUUUGGCACGGCUGCGGCCGCUAUCUACGACAACCCUCUGGCCACUGUCCCAGGACAACAGGAUGCAAUCCCCAAUUGGGACUUUCAACAAUUGCACAAAGUCUCCAAAAGCCCUGCUGCCCUUUCCGAGCUGGGCAUCGACACUUCGUCCUGGCAUCAUGCGUCUGUAUCCCGAUGUACCUUGAUGGCCUGCCUCUUGGUCGAAGGCACCUAUUCCACAGAUGGGCCUGAUGGGCUCUGGUACUCUGAUAACCUUGACCACUUCGACCAGAGCCCAUUCCAUGUUCCCUGGGUGUAUCGGAACCAAUUCAGCUUGUCAACUGGGUACGUGUCAUCAGAGCACCAUUACUUCCUUCAAACCAACGGAAUCACCCCCGCUGCAGACUUGUUCUUCAAUGGCAAGCAAAUCGCCGACAACGUCACCCAGUCUGGUUCUUACGGCGGCCAUACGUUUGAUAUCACGCCUCUUGCACGAAAGGAAAAUGCACUUGUAGUCAAGGUCUAUCCUACAAACUAUCAAGACCACUUGGCCGUCGGAUUUGUUGAUUGGAACCCUUAUCCGCCUGAUAAUGGCACUGGAGUCUGGAGGGAGAUCACUAUCAAACAGACAGGCGACGUCUUUAUGGGUCCAGUAAGCGUGCUCAUUGAUAUGGAUACACCGACGAAGGAGAACAAAAACCUUCACGCGGACGUCACCAUCAAAGCUCAGGCCCGAAACCUGAGCAAAAAGCUAGUCAAGUUUAUCGCUAGAGCCGAGAUUAGGACUCCAGGCGGCAAACGCCUUAAGGUACUUACCAAAGCUAUUCACCUCGGGGCCAAGGACUCAACAAUGGUUGAGUUUCCGGCAAAGAUUCAAGAUCCACAAGUUUGGUGGCCAGCAGCUUGGGGUGAACAACCACUGUACUCGGUCCAGCUGACAUACUCUAUCGGGUUCGACACUUCAGACAUCAGCCCUCGUACCAAUUUUGGCAUCCGAACCAUCUCAUCUGAGCUCAAUGCGCACAACGACACUUUGUUCAAAGUGAACGGCUAUCCAAUCCAGAUCAGAGGCGGCGGCUAUACAUCUGACAUGUUUCUACGCUGGGACCCUCAACGAUUUGGACAUAUAGCACGCUAUGUCCUGGACAUGGGUAUGAAUGCUAUCCGCCUGGAAGGCAAGAUGGAGCAUCCCGAACUCUACGACAUUGCUGACAAACUCGGUAUCAUGAUCAUCGCUGGUUGGGAGUGCUGCGAUCGGUGGGAGGCUUGGCUGUACAAUGACGACAUUUCCCAGAACCCUCCCCAAAAAUGGUCCGAGGUUGACUACGAGACGGCCAACGCUUCCAUAAGACACGAGGCGGCCAUGAUGCAAACUCAUCCAAGUAUGAUCGCCUUCUUAGUGGGCAGCGACUAUUGGCCUGAUGACCGGGCCACGGCGAUAUACCUUGAUGGCUUACAUGACGCUGGAUGGCAAGUCCCCAUCAUCUCUUCGGCUGCGAAGCGUGGUUAUCCAAAGGCCCUUGGCCCCUCCGGAAUGAAGAUGGAGGGGCCUUAUGAUUGGGUUCCACCUGUCUAUUGGUUUGACAGAGAACCGACAGACAACAGGUCGGGAUCCUCUUUUGGAUUCGGAAGCGAGCUAGGCGCCGGCGUCGGAACACCUACUAAAGGAAGUCUCACCAAGUUUCUAACGGACAAGGACAUGGAGGACUUAUGGAAAAAUCCAAACAAGGGCCUCUAUCACAUGUCACAAAAUACCUCACAGUUCUACGAUCGGUCGAUUUACAACAAGGCGCUGUUUGCUCGGUACGGCAAGCCUACAUCUCUAGACGACUACCUGAUGAAGGCACAGAUGAUGGACUACGAAGCAAUACGUUCCGAGUUUGAGGGUUGGGCAAGCCAAUGGAGCGCUUCACGUUCGGCUACUGGUCUCAUCUAUUGGAUGCUGAAUAACGCCUGGCCGAGUCUCCAUUGGAACCAAUUUGACUACUAUCUCCACCCUGCUGGAUCGUAUUUUGGCACCAAGAUUGCCAAUCGUGUUGAACAUGUAGCCUUCGAUUACUUCAAGAGCUUUAUCUGGAUCAUCAAUCAGUCCCUUGAUCAAUCAGGUCCGCGCUCAGUACAUGUCGACUUGGUGGAUUUGAAGGGGAACCAUAUCUCUCAACAGAAUCUUCACUGCACCACAGAGCCCAAUAAAUCCCAAAGGAUUGGCGAUAUAAGCAGCGCCAUCAGGAAUAUUACUGAUGUCGGCGUGCUUCGCCUACUCCUUGUUGACGAUGAUAGCGAGAAAGUACUCAGCCGCAACGCGUUCUGGCUAUCCAAACAGAAGGAUGUAGUGGACUGGACUACCACUACGUGGUAUUCUGUCGAUGUCAAGCAGUCGGCCAACUUCACUGCGCUGAACAAGAUGGAUCAAGCGACCAUCACAGUAUCAGCUUCUAAGAACAAGACUUCUGGAGAUUGGAAGCUCCGAGUUGAGAACAAUGCUACAGUCCCCGCGGUGUUUGUCCAGCUCAACCUAGUAGGUAAAAAUGGCGACGAUGUUACUCCGCUGACGUGGUCGGACAACUAUUUCACUUUACUUCCACGUGAAUCGAUAGAAGUCGUACUCACCGACUGGUCGGGUAAAGGUGCUAUGGUACAAGUCGAUGGCAAGAAUGUGAAAACGUCUUGGAUCAAGCUGUGCUAA